Messenger RNA from Callorhinus ursinus (northern fur seal), 1937 nucleotides. The record is from RefSeq and is a predicted model, not a curated record. NCBI's taxonomy places the organism in Eukaryota, Metazoa, Chordata, Mammalia, Carnivora, Otariidae.
GGUGCGGGAAGGGGUGUGGCUGGCUGAGGAAGCCAUAGCUUAGACGCACUUUUCGCCGAAUUGGACUCGCGGGAAAAUGAAGAGGGUGUCAGGAGAUCUCGCGAGACGGAGACCGGAAGUCCUUCCUCUUGAGCGCCCAAUGCUGGAGGCGGCUUGCCUUUCCUUCCCGGAAGCCCCUUCCCCGCAGUGAGGAAGACAGCUCACCUGCCCGGAAGUCCCGCCUCCCCGAACGCCCCCACCCUCCCAGAAGUUUUCUGUCACCUGUGCUUGCCUCGGUCCCCGCUCCCGGUUUUGUCCCUGUACCCGAGAAGGAUACAUUUAGUGCGUCUCUGCCCGCUCCACUAACCGGGCGGGGUGCCCCGCUCCCGGACUCGGGGUUCCUCCCCCGCGCCCCCAUGUAGCUGGGAAGUGGGGCCUGGGGGUGGUUGGACCCCUGGGGGCCUGGAGGAGGGGCGGAGAGGGCGCAGAACCCCGCUUCUGCUCCUGCUGCCGGGACGUGGCCUCCUCGGCCUCUCGCCGCCCGCGGCCAUGCACCCCGCGGCCUUCCCGCUUCCCGUGGUGGUGGCCGCCGUGCUGUGGGGAGCGUCCCCCGCGCGGGGGCUCAUCCGAGCGACCUCGGACCACAAUACCAGCAUGGACUUCGCAGACCUGCCCGCGCUCUUUGGAGCCGCCCUGAGCCAGGAGGGGCUGCAGUCAACAGUUCAUGAAUCGGGAAGCAUCCCAUGUAGCAGAUAGAAAGGAGCUUCGAAGAGCUGUACGGAAAUGAGAAACUUUGGUAGGCACGAGGUGGCAGGACAAGGCUUCCUUGUGGAGGCUCACCCGGCCAAUGCCUGCAGCCCCAUUGCCCCUCCACCCCCAGCCCGGGUCAACGGGUCAGUCUUUAUUGCACUGCUUCGAAGAUUCGACUGCAACUUUGACCUCAAGGUCCUAAAUGCUCAGAAGGCAGGGUAUGGCGCAGCUGUGGUCCACAACGUGAACUCCAACGAGCUUCUGAACAUGGUGUGGAACAGCGAGGAAAUCCAGCAGCAGAUCUGGAUCCCGUCUGUGUUUAUUGGGGAGAGGAGCUCCGAGUACCUGCGUGCCCUCUUUGUCUACGAGAAGGGGGCUCGGGUGCUUCUGGUCCCAGACAAUAGCUUCCCUCUGGGGUAUUACCUCAUCCCCUUCACGGGCAUCGUGGGCCUGCUGGUUCUGGCCAUGGGAGCAGUGAUGGUAGUCCGUUGUGUCCAGCACCGGAAGCGGCUCCAGCGGAAUCGACUGACCAAAGAACAACUAAAACAGAUUCCUACACAUGACUAUCAGAAGGAAACCCACUUCCCUCCUGACCCCAGAUUCUUCAUGUCCUCCUCUGGCCUCACCCUGCCCGUUGCCAGUGCUUCUCCUGGCUCCGCAAAGCCAGGGAGGGAGACCAGUAUGACGUGUGUGCCAUCUGCCUGGACGAGUAUGAGGAUGGGGACAAGCUGCGGGUGCUGCCCUGUGCUCACGCCUACCACAGCCGCUGCGUGGACCCCUGGCUCACCCAGACCCGGAAGACCUGUCCCAUCUGCAAGCAGCCUGUCCACCGGGGUCCGGGGGAGGACGAAGCUCAGGGGCAAGAGGGUGAUGACGACGGGGGUCCAGGGGACCAGCCUGCCACAGAGCGGACCCCUCUUCUGGGCUCCAGUCCCACGCUUCCCACCUCCUUUGGCUCCCUGGCUCCAACCCCUCUUGUCCUCCCGGGGUCUCCAACGGACCCCCCACCGUCACCCCCCUCCCCUUCGGCUGCGCUCCUGGUCUGAUGGUCCCUUCCCCCCCCCGCGCCCCCCAGUCUUGUGUGUGGAGGGAUGGGGGACAUUGCUGCCCCCGGGGUCUCCCUUCCUCCAUCCCUCUUGAGGGGGCUGGGGGCGGAAAGGGACUGGGUCCUCACCUACUGGGUUAAUAAAAUUGUUUUUGCGAACUAA